This is a messenger RNA of Colletotrichum lupini, 726 nucleotides long. RefSeq lists its product as uncharacterized. The transcript is spliced from 5 exons. NCBI's taxonomy places the organism in Eukaryota, Fungi, Ascomycota, Sordariomycetes, Glomerellales, Glomerellaceae. The record is from RefSeq and is a predicted model, not a curated record. The coding region runs from base 1 to 726 and encodes 241 amino acids.
AUGCCCUUUCAAGCAAUUUCCUCCCUCCCUCCAGGCACCUCUCACCCAUCUUCACCCCCCUUGCCACUUCAUCCUGCCUUAGCGGCCGGGCCUCGGUUCCAGCUUACCUACCUACACCCUUCUCAACCUCUACUACCGCCCCAACAUAUGCGCGCACGAAACAAACGUCGCCCUCUUGGCUUCUCGCUCGAAAUCUCACUCACCUGCUCUCACCGGUCCCGUCCCGUCCCUAGACGCCGCCCCUCACCGGUGAAGCCCAUCCCGCCAGCCACAGUCCGUCCUCGCCCGACUAACAGCUGGUCACCACCAUCACCACUGCACCUGGAUGACACGAAUGCCACCCUUCCGCAAGACCCUUGGUACGAUACUUGGCUCAUCCAGCACGUCGACCAGAGCAAAAGAAAAAAAAGAAUCGACAACGUCGCUGUCACGCCCUCAUUCGUCCGCAGUCGCGAGCGCGCCCGCGUCCCAUGGCGUCUGUGCCGCAGGAUAACAGAUCCUCCUGCUGUUGCGUCUUGCACUUUUCCCCAUCCUGGGCUGCAUUUGCUUAUCGAUGGGCAGUCUCUGCUUACUGGUACAGACAUCGAGUUUCACUUUCAAGGCUGUCGCAUGAUUCGGAGCAAACCCCUCUAUGACGAUUCGACCUCUGAUUCUGAUUCCAACCUCCACACACCUUCUCCUCUCCCCCACGGAAAGCGUCUCUCGACAUCUCGAUAUCCCGCGUAA